This is a messenger RNA of Benincasa hispida (wax gourd), 3245 nucleotides long. RefSeq names its product Pentatricopeptide repeat (PPR) superfamily protein. Gene Ontology annotation, biological process: RNA modification. Gene Ontology annotation, molecular function: protein binding; RNA binding. The record is from RefSeq and is a predicted model, not a curated record. NCBI's taxonomy places the organism in Eukaryota, Viridiplantae, Streptophyta, Magnoliopsida, Cucurbitales, Cucurbitaceae.
CAUUUGAGGAUUAGCCCUUGUACGCGAUUUGGGCACAAGAUGGUAUUCCACCUGUUGUUGACAUAAACAAAAACCAUUUUUGAAGCAAAUUUGAAUCUUGGUGCAAAUUUUAUUUGGGUCCUAAAAAGGGCCUUCCGUACCAACAAAAAAAACCCCUUAAAUGUCCCUUUUUUAUAACCUAUAGAAAGAGAGAAGCGGACUUAUUAACCCCACGCCAUGUGGAAUGCGGCUCAAUACUUUCACAUGUUCUUCCGGACUUCCAUCGUUCUUUAAUCCACUCAAUGUUGCCAGAAUCACCUCGUAUUCGAUCCCAGAUCGCGUUUGUAACCAACAAUUAACCAAAAAUCGCAAUCCCCAUUCAGAACUUCUACAAAUUUGCUUGCAGCACUGCGGGAGAAUCCAAGCCCACAACCUGUUCGACGAAAAGCCUAAAUCACUUCUUCAAGCUUUGAGAAUCGCGAAGGUCAUCCAUUCAAAGAGUUUGGAGAUUGGAGUUGGCCUCAAAGGGUUGUUAGGUAAUGCGAUUGUUGACCUUUAUGUCAAAUGCGGCGAUGUGGACUUCGCUCAGAAGGCCUUUUCCCGGCUUGAGAAGAAGGAUGUGUUUGCCUGUAACUCGGUGCUUUCUAUGUACUCGAAGCAGGGUUUAUUUGCAACUGUUUUUCAAUCUUUUGUGUCUAUGUGGAAUCAUGGGGUGCGACCUAAUGAGUUUACGUUUGCGAUGGUUUUAUCAGCUUGUUCUAGAUUGCAGGAUGUUAACUAUGGUAGACAAGUCCAUUGUGGUGUUUUUAAGAUGGGGUUUGGGUUUCGUUCUUUCUGUCAAGCCUUGAUUGCAGGGUAUGUUCGAGAUGGCUUCCCUAAGGAGGCAGUCAAGGUGUUUGAUAGAAUGCAGAGAGUUGGACAUGUUCCUGAUCAGAUUGCGCUUGUUACUGUUAUAAAUGCUUAUGUGGCUCUUGAUAGGCUUGCUGAUGCUCGUAAGUUGUUUACCCAGAUGCCCAAUCCUAAUAUUGUAGCUUGGAAUGUGAUGAUUUCAGGGCAUGCGAAGAGAGGAUGUGCUGAGGAAGCUAUUUCGUUUUUUCUUGAAUUGAAGAGGGCUGGCCUAAAAGCCACUAGAUCUACUCUAGGAAGUGUUUUAAGUGCAAUUGCUAGUUUAUCGAUGCAUAACUAUGGCUCAAUGGUUCAUGCGCAGGUGAUUAAGGAAGGGUUAAACGAUAAUGUGUAUGUAGGAAGUGCAUUGGUGAACAUGUAUGCCAAAUGUGAAAAAAUGGAUGCUGCAAAACAAGUGUUCGAUUCUUUAAGUGAGAGAAAUCUCAUCUUGUGGAAUGCUAUGCUUGGAGGUUUUGCACAGAACGGACUAGCCCAUGAAGUGAUGGAAUUUUUCUCAUAUAUGAAACGGCAUGGACCUCAACCUGAUGAGUUUACUUUGACUAGUAUUUUCAGUGCAUGUGCCUCCAUGCAGUAUCUUGAUUUUGGUCGUCAACUUCAUACUUUUAUGAUCAAGAACAAGUUUGCAUCUAAUCUAUUUGUUGCAAAUGCGUUGGUAGACAUGUAUGCUAAAUCAGGAGCUCUAAAGGAAGCAAGAAAACAAUUUGAGUUGAUGAAAAUUCAUGACAAUGUUUCAUGGAAUGCAAUAAUUGUGGGGUAUGUACAGGAAGAGUAUAAUGAUGAGGCGUUCUUCAUGUUUCGAAGGAUGAUUUCCAAUGGGGCUCUUCCAGAUGAGGUGUCUUUGGCCAGUAUAGUGAGUGCUUGUGCAAAACUUCAGGAGUUUAAAGGAGGCCAACAAUGUCACGGUCUCUUAGUUAAAGUUGGUUUAGAUACAAGAAUUUGUGCUGGAAGUUCCCUCAUUGACAUGUAUGUGAAGUGUGGCGUUCUUUUGGCAGCUCGUGAUGUCUUUAAUUCUAUGCCCUCUAGAAGUGUUGUCUCAGUAAACGCUUUGAUUGCUGGCUACACCAUGAGCCACUUAGAGGAAGCUAUUUAUCUAUUUCAAGAGAUGCAAAUGGUUGGACAUAAACCUACAGAAGUCACAUUUGCAGAGCUUUUAGAUGGAUGUGAUGGAGCAUCUUUGCUGAAACUUGGAAGGCAAAUUCACUGUCAAGUUAUGAAGUGGGGUCUUCUAUUUGGUAGUGAAAUGGUGUAUGUCUCUCUUUUGUGCAUGUAUAUGAACUCCCAAAGACUCUCAGACUCGGAAACACUCUUCUCUGAGUUGCAGUAUCCAAAAAGUUUAAUUUUAUGGACUGCUUUCAUUUCAGGAUAUGCCCAAAACAAUCACUAUGAGAAGGCUUUGCGAUUCUAUCAACAUAUGCGAUCGGAGAAUAUCUUACCCGACCAAGCAACAUUUGCCAGCGUUCUUCGAGCAUGUGCUGGAUUGUCUUCUCUACAAAACGGUCAAGAGAUUCAUUCCCUCAUCUUCCAUACUGGCUUUAACAUGGAUGAAAUAACCUGUAGUUCUCUUAUAGACAUGUAUGCAAAAUGUGGUGAUGUUAAAAGCUCUGUUCAAGUUUUUCAUGAAAUGCGACGUAAAAAUAGUGUCAUAUCUUGGAACUCCAUGAUAGUUGGACUUGCAAAGAAUGGCUAUGCAGAAGAAGCACUUGAAAUAUUCAACCAAUUGGAGCAACAACAAUCCAUCAUACCGGAUGAAGUCACAUUCCUUGGUGUUCUAUCUGCUUGUAGCCAUGCUGGGCGAGUGUCGGAAGGCCGAAAGAUAUUCAACAUGAUGGUUAACCAUUACCAGUUACAGCCAAGAGUUGAUCACUUGGGGUGUAUGGUAGACAUUCUUGGGAGAUGGGGUUUCCUUAAUGAAGCAGAGGAGUUCAUUAACAGGCUUGGAAGUAAAGCAGAUCCAAUGUUAUGGUCCACUUUGCUAGGGGCUUGCAGAAAACAUGGAGAUGAAGUUAGGGGGAAGCGUGCAGCUGAGAAACUUAUGGAACUGAAACCACAAAGUUCUUCACCAUAUGUGCUGCUGUCUAGCAUAUACGCUGCAUCAGAGAAUUGGAAACGAGCUGACUCUUUAAGGAGGGAAAUGAAAUUAAAGGGAGUAAAAAAGUUGCCUGGAUAUAGCUGGAUAGAACCAGGAAGAGAUAUACGAGGCAGCUCAUAUACGAUUCGAGAGCCUUGCAACACCUGAUGUAAGAAAUAAAUUAAGAAAGUCUCUAACCAUUCCCUUGUUUAUAAUAACAAUGAAGGAUCAAAAUGCUUCUGUAGACCUGUUUUAUUUAUUUAUUAUUUUUUACGAUAUGUGGAUAUGAGAA